AGCGGCCGGAGCUGCUUGGGGUGUAGUGGGCGGACCGCGCUGUUGGAGGUGUGAGGAUCUGAGCCCGGGGUGGGGGGGCGGAGGCGGCUCCUGCGAUCAAAAGGGACGAGAGGCUCACCUGCCGUGCGCCAUGAGGGCCCUGUGGGUGCUGGGCCUGUGCUGCGUCCUGCUGACCUUCGGGUCGGUCAGAGCUGACGAUGAGGUCGAUCUGGAUGGUACCGUGGAAGAGGACCUGGGUAAAAGCCGAGAAGGCUCACGGACAGACGAUGAAGUAGUACAGAGGGAGGAAGAAGCCAUACAGUUGGAUGGAUUAAAUGCAUCACAAAUACGAGAACUUAGAGAGAAAUCUGAAAAGUUUGCCUUCCAAGCUGAAGUUAACAGGAUGAUGAAACUCAUCAUCAAUUCACUAUAUAAAAACAAAGAGAUUUUCCUGCGAGAGCUGAUUUCAAAUGCUUCCGAUGCCCUUGAUAAGAUAAGGCUGAUAUCGCUAACUGAUGAGAAUGCACUUUCUGGAAAUGAAGAACUAACAGUCAAAAUUAAGUGUGACAAAGAGAAAAACCUGCUGCACGUCACGGACACCGGGGUAGGAAUGACCAGAGAGGAGUUGGUGAAAAACCUUGGUACCAUAGCCAAAUCGGGGACAAGCGAGUUCUUGAAUAAAAUGACUGAGGCCCAGGAAGAUGGCCAGUCAACCUCCGAGCUGAUCGGCCAGUUUGGCGUCGGCUUCUAUUCCGCCUUCCUCGUGGCCGACAAGGUCAUCGUCACAUCGAAACACAACAACGACACCCAGCACAUCUGGGAAUCGGACUCCAAUGAAUUUUCAGUAAUUGCUGACCCGAGAGGCAACACCCUGGGACGGGGAACAACAAUUACCCUCGUCUUGAAAGAAGAAGCGUCUGAUUACCUCGAAUUGGAUACAGUUAAAAACCUUGUCAAAAAGUAUUCCCAGUUCAUCAAUUUCCCCAUCUAUGUAUGGAGCAGCAAGACCGAAACUGUCGAGGAGCCCCUAGAAGAAGAGGAAGCAGCGAAAGAAGAGAAAGAGGAAUCAGAUGAUGAAGCCGCUGUAGAGGAGGAGGAAGAAGAAAAGAAGCCCAAGACGAAGAAAGUUGAAAAAACUGUGUGGGAUUGGGAGCUUAUGAAUGAUAUCAAACCAAUAUGGCAGAGACCAUCAAAAGAAGUAGAAGAAGAUGAAUACAAAGCUUUCUACAAAUCAUUUUCAAAGGAAAACGACGACCCCAUGGCUCACAUCCACUUCACUGCCGAGGGCGAGGUGACCUUCAAGUCCAUCCUGUUUGUCCCCACGUCUGCCCCACGUGGCCUCUUUGAUGAGUACGGGUCUAAGAAGAGCGAUUACAUCAAGCUGUACGUGCGCCGAGUGUUCAUCACGGACGACUUCCACGAUAUGAUGCCCAAGUACCUGAACUUCGUCAAGGGAGUCGUAGACUCGGACGACCUCCCUCUGAACGUGUCUCGCGAGACUCUGCAGCAGCACAAGCUGCUCAAGGUGAUUAGGAAGAAGCUAGUCCGUAAAACCCUGGACAUGAUCAAGAAGAUUGCUGAUGAGAAAUACAAUGACACUUUUUGGAAAGAAUUCGGUACCAACAUCAAGCUUGGUGUGAUUGAAGACCACUCGAAUCGCACUCGUCUCGCUAAACUUCUUCGGUUCCAGUCUUCUCAUCACCCAACUGACAUUACCAGUCUAGAUCAGUAUGUGGAAAGAAUGAAGGAGAAACAGGAUAAAAUCUACUUCAUGGCCGGAUCCAGCCGGAAAGAGGCUGAAUCUUCUCCAUUUGUUGAGCGGCUUCUGAAGAAGGGCUAUGAGGUUAUUUACCUCACGGAGCCUGUGGACGAGUAUUGCAUCCAGGCUCUUCCCGAGUUUGAUGGGAAGAGGUUUCAGAAUGUCGCCAAGGAAGGAGUGAAGUUUGAUGAAAGCGAGAAAACCAAGGAGAGUCGGGAAGCAACCGAGAAGGAAUUUGAGCCUCUGCUCAACUGGAUGAAAGACAAGGCCCUGAAGGACAAGAUUGAAAAGGCCGUGGUGUCGCAGCGCCUGACAGAGUCUCCGUGCGCCCUGGUGGCCAGCCAGUACGGCUGGUCUGGUAACAUGGAGAGGAUCAUGAAGGCGCAAGCGUACCAGACGGGCAAGGACAUCUCCACAAACUACUACGCCAGCCAGAAGAAAACAUUCGAGAUUAACCCCCGGCACCCCCUGAUCAGAGACAUGCUCCGGCGCGUUAAGGAAGACGAAGAUGACAAGACUGUUAUGGAUCUGGCUGUGGUUCUGUUUGAAACGGCGACUCUUCGGUCAGGAUAUCUACUGCCUGACACAAAAGCCUACGGAGACAGAAUAGAAAGAAUGCUGCGCCUCAGUCUAAACAUCGACCCGGAAGCAAAGGUCGAAGAAGAACCAGAGGAAGAGGCGGAGGACACAGCAGAAGACACAGAGCAGGAGCAGGACACGGAGCAAGAUGAAGAGGAAGAAGUGGACCCGGGCACAGAAGACGAAGAGGAGGAGACGGUGAAGAAAUCUACAGCUGAAAAAGACGAAUUGUAAAUUACACUCU
Fukomys damarensis (Damara mole-rat) is the source of this 2561-nucleotide messenger RNA. It is a transcript of the gene Hsp90b1, whose product is annotated as heat shock protein 90 beta family member 1. Gene Ontology annotation, biological process: protein folding. The coding region runs from base 131 to 2551 and encodes 806 amino acids. Gene Ontology annotation, molecular function: ATP-dependent protein folding chaperone; ATP binding; ATP hydrolysis activity. The transcript is spliced from 18 exons. The record is from RefSeq and is a predicted model, not a curated record. Lineage: Eukaryota; Metazoa; Chordata; Mammalia; Rodentia; Bathyergidae.